Lampris incognitus (smalleye Pacific opah) is the source of this 3594-nucleotide messenger RNA. RefSeq lists its product as uncharacterized. Lineage: Eukaryota; Metazoa; Chordata; Actinopteri; Lampriformes; Lampridae. Bases 505 to 2727 code for a protein of 740 amino acids. Gene Ontology annotation, biological process: protein linear deubiquitination. Gene Ontology annotation, cellular component: cytoplasm. The record is from RefSeq and is a predicted model, not a curated record. The transcript is spliced from 11 exons. Gene Ontology annotation, molecular function: cysteine-type deubiquitinase activity.
UGACCCCGCUCCGGUUGGGCUGCGAAGUGGGGCUGCGUCCCUAUGUUCCGCAAAACACAGCGCGUACACACAGCAUCGUCAUUCAUAGCAAGUGAAGCGGUGUAUUAAACGGUAACGUAUGGAAAGCACCGAAGGUCAACCACGUGACGACACCGUUUAAAGGUUCGCCGCUCGCCCCGCGACACGUUCGCCUGGCUAAAUGACGUUAACUGCUUAGCUGCCUUGCUAAUCCGCUCGCUCGUGGCCGAGCGGAAAGCGAAACAAUCGCUCGCAUGGAAGUUUUGGGGGGCGGCUGAUUUGCUUUUAGUAGCGUUCACGUAUCAGGAUCGCCCGUAGCCUAAUUAGGGUCGUUCCCCGGCUUUGGUGCCAUAGUGACACAUUUGGCAAUGGACUCCUGAGACGCCUGUAUUCGCCGAGCGUUCAGGCAGGGCCAGAGACCUUCGUGGUUUUUGGACCAGAGAUCACCACUCGGACUACAUUUGCCAUCAAAAGCAAGGGGAGCAGAUGGGGAACUGCUGCUGCCCUGCCGCUGGUCACUGUGACUCUUUGGGCGAGAGAAGUGGUUUGUUGGAAGAUCCUUCCAAGGCCACGCUGCCAGCCGCUGACACAGGGCCGGAGGGUGCAGUCCCAGACAGACAUGGAGCUAAUGAUGACGUGAGGAAAAGAAGUGAUGAGAUCCAGGUCAAGAAGGAGGAAAGUGUUGUCACUGUGCAGGUUAAGCUGAGUCCUCAAGUCAGGGAGAGAGAGCUCUCUAAGACUCGGGAGAACGGUGCUCCUCUGAAGGAACAAGUGCAACCCUCUCCUUCUAAAGGCAAUGGACUUGAACAAAGCUCAACCAACAAAUCACCGGACAAAAAGUUGGAGGAAGUUGCUUCAAUUAGCAGACCCAUUGAAUGUCUCCAGUGCACUUUAGAAACUUCACAGGUGGUGGAACGUGCUUCUUCUGAUGAGGAGCAGUUUGCAAAAACGAAGGUAGUGCUUGUGGAUGAGCUUCCAGCUGCAGCGCCAGACAAAACCCCUGAAGGCAUCUUGCAAGAGUCUGAUGCUGUCAGCCUUGAAAACCUUAUGCUAAGGACAGCCAUACCCAAAAAACACAGUACACCAGAGAUGACCCAUGAUGACAUCAACAGCUCCUUAAGGACCACUGAAAAUGCUGAGGCUUCAUUCUCAGGUAAUUUCUCUCACUGUAAUGAAGAGACGUCUCUAUCCGAUGCUCAGCUCCAUGCAGAGACUUGUCAGAUAUCCCCUAUCUCCAUGGCCUGUCAGGAGGCGGGCACGGAGUCGACACUCAUUGGAAGUACACUUCAGCCACCUUCCCCCUCUGAAUCUCCUAACUGUGCUGUGACAAAUGAGAGUCAGUUAGAGAAUGGAAGCAGUUCAGGGUGCAAGGACGACCAUGCUGAGAAAACGAUAAGCCCUGAUGUUUCUAAGCCAUCUCCUGGAUUGGACUUCACAGCACUAAAACCAAACGCUGUGGAACAGGAACCUGCUGACUUGUUCAGGGAGCCAGAGACCACAGAUCCUCCAGAAGCAAACAAGAGUCUUGUGCAGGAUGUUGAAGAAAUGGAGGCGAAGCCAGCAGUCAGAGAUCCUAUCGCAGAGGAAGAGAAGGAAAUUGCCUCAUCUGAUGUCAUGACAAAGGCUGUGAAAGAAGGAGAAAUACUAGACCUAAGUGUGAAAGAGGAGGUGUUGGCCACCAGCACAUCUGACGAUAUGGAGGUCAAGGUGGUCCCUGUCACGGAGCAGGAUUGCUUUGCUGAGGAUGCCAUCGGGAAUAGUGAUGAAGACCUGUACAGAGGAGCCGAAGAACUCUCCUCAACACCAGCUAAAAGAGCAGCAUUAGCCCCACUGUUAGAGAUCACACCUCCAAAGUUGGAGGACAGAUGCGGUUUGUCACCAGCGGUGGACAUUCUGUCCUACUGUGAGAGGGAGUGGAAAGGAAAUACUGCCAAAAGUGCUCUCAUUAGAAAGGGUUAUAAAGAGAUGUCCCAGAGGUUUGGCAGCCUAAGAAGGGUGAGGGGGGACAACUACUGUGCCCUGAGAGCCACUCUUUUCCAGGUGCUCUGUCACACCACCCGACUGCCUGACUGGCUGCAAGAGGAAGAUAUUGCAACGUUGCCCGUGGAACUGGAGACCCGGGACGGCCUGAUAAGCCAGUGGAUCUUUCCUGGAGAAUGCCAACAGGGAGACGGGACCAUGGAUGCUACUCAACAUCUAAAGGGUUACGUGGAACUUUUCCGAAAUACGUGGCUGGCGGCAGUUGGCUGUUCUAAUGUUGAGGAGCGCCAGAGUCUUUGCGAGCAAGUGUUCCAGGGCAGGGAGGAGGAGCUGGGCCUGUUGGAGGCUCUCAAGCUGCUGAUGCUGGGCCAGGCUGUGGAGCUCCAUAGCCGCAUGCAGACAGGAGGGGACGUCCCCGUAUUCUGCUGGCUCCUGUUCGCCCGGGACUCGUCCGAGUGCCCCCGUACCUUCCUCUCCAACCACCUCUGCCAUGUGGGCUUCAGUGGGGGGCUGGAGCAGGUGGAGAUGUUUCUACUUGGGUACACCUUGCAGUGCACCAUUCAAGUUUACAGACUUUACUUGGCUGACACAGAGGAGUUUGUCACGUAUUACCCGGAUGACCACAAGGAAGACUGGCCGUCCGUAUGCCUGGUCACAGAGGACGACCGCCACUACAAUGUGCCAGUUGAAGAGGCUGCAGAGCCUACCGUGGAACUGGCCACUAGCUGAUAGCCACCGAACAGAAUCUCCUGCCAAGGACAUGAAACACUGCUCAGGUUGAAUAAGAUGAAUACAUUUAUGACAAUUAAAAGAGAAGUCAUUUGCAAGACGUGUUUAACCCAUUUGUUCAGUGUUCUGUUUGCAUAUUUGUGUGUGUAUAUAUAUUUGGAAUAUGAUGCUGAUAGAUGAGCUCUAUCUAUACUGAAUUGUAUGAAAUAUUGUGUGACUGAGUUUACAAUGGGUAAUGGCGCACAUGGUAGUUUAGACUGGGAGUCUGGUCCGCUGCAUUCGUUUGUGAAUUCUAAGCAAGUAAAGCCAGCAACACCAUAACCUUCUCAGAUCUUUGGUUUGAACACUGUAGAUUUGAUGUUUAGUUGGGGUAAAGACGUGUCGAGUAAUAUAUUCCUCUUAAUUAUUUUAAAAGAACUCCCAUAUUUGGACUUCAGGUUUGUGGAAGAGCCGUUGAACCAGUCUGUGUAUUUUCUGAUGGGUUUUUAAUCAGAUUUACUGGUAAUUUAACGUCGGAUGAAAAUUUGAAGACAAGCAAGACUGGUUGCUAUCGGAGCCAUGAUGUCGGUCUGUGCAUGUGUGAGAAUGUGAAAAACUUGUUUUACAUGUUGCCUUUAACCAAGCUGCUUCAAGAGACAUGUGCCAAUGUUGUUACAGAUACUGGUGACAGUAAAAUCACAAGUUCCUGGGUUGCUCGGAGUAGUUAAGCCUUGCUUGGUCUUCCUUGUUGCCUUAGUAGAAAUGCACAAUAAGAAUUAACACUUACAAUGGGGGGGGGGGCAUUUCUCCUUGCCUUAAUUCCUGAGCAGGUGGAACAGAUAAGCUAGCUAACAUUUACACUGAUUAUGCUGGAAAUGAGGCUUUUGC